Magnolia sinica is the source of this 4294-nucleotide messenger RNA. RefSeq lists its product as uncharacterized. Lineage: Eukaryota; Viridiplantae; Streptophyta; Magnoliopsida; Magnoliales; Magnoliaceae. The transcript has 5 exons. The coding region runs from base 216 to 3965 and encodes 1249 amino acids. The record is from RefSeq and is a predicted model, not a curated record.
CGCGCAACCAUCUCCAUCUCGUACUGUUUUCUCCCACUGUGACUUCUCAAGACAGAAAAGAAGAAGAAGCUGCUGGAAGAAAAUAAGAACGGCUGUUUUCUCAUUUUUGAGGGCUUACAUUUCAUUUCUCUUCUUUUAUUUCAAGAUCCUUCUUUUCUGUUUUUUGUUCUUCUUCUUUUUUCUCUCUUUCUCUGGAUUCUGAGAAAAAUCAAGAGAUGGAGAGCGAAGAUAAGAAGAAGAUUCAUUCUCCAGGGCAUGAGAAUCAUGGUGUCCAUGUCUGUCACAAAUGUGGCUGGGCCUUCCCAAACCCGCACCCAAGUGCGAAGCAACGUCGGGCCCACAAGAAAGUCUGCGGCAAGGUUGAAGGGUUUAAGCUGACCGGGUCCGAAGAGAAGACCCACUCCGAUAGCGAUCUCUCUGAUGAUGAUCACAAGCCGCAGCCGGCCUCCUGCGAAUUGGGUGUGGAAGGAAUGGAUGUGAAGAAGAGCAGGAGUGUAGGAAUUGAAGCUGAAGGACCGGGCAGAUCUGAAGAGGAUGUGUUCUCUGAUGCUGUUGCGGAAUUUGGGGAUGCAGUGUCUAGCCGGACAGUGGAAGAAAACAUGAGUGGAGAAGGAAUCAAGGGUGGUGGUGAUGUGGGUCAUGUUUUAGAGAUGCCAACUGUUGCCGAUAAGACACCACAACCUAAUGAUGCUUUACAAAGCAAACUAGAUAAUGCCCCGCAUCCCUUGCACUCUGCCACUAAUGCCAUGGGUGAAUCUAUUUUAGAUAAGAGAGCUGAUUUUCCUGUGGAGCCGACAGAGGACGGUAGUUCUGCCCCUUUCUCAUCUAAUGGAGCAUCUCAUUUGGAACCUGAAACGCCACUAAAUGAUUCCAUAGAGAACAAGAAUAUUGAUACUGACAAGAGUGUGACCUGUUCUAUGACUUCAGUUGGUCUUGAUACGGAUGCAAAGGAUAAUGAGAAAAGCAAUGAAGAUGAAAGAGUACCUUCCAUAGCAGUGUUACCUGAUAUUCCUGAAAGUGGGUUUGCUGCAGUGGAAGUUCCAUCAGACCUCACAAAUGCUGGUACCAUAACAAUGGAUGUCUCUUCUGAGGAUGCAAUCAUGGGUUUAAAAGAAGCUGACACACAAAUCUGCCAUGUGCAUGAAAAGCAAACCGGUGGAGCAGAACAGCAAAAACCACUGAGGGAACUUUCCAGCAUUCAAUCAGGAUCUAUGGAAGCCGAAGCUGACAUUGGCCGUUCUGUGGAAACUGCUCAAAUUACUAAAGGAAGCCUGCCAAUAGAACCCAGCGCAGACAUCAUGCAAGUACCAGAAGACAGCGUUCAAGUGGAUAGGUCCGCUGCUAGAAGUGUGCAUGAAGAACUGAUUGUUGAUCAAAGCAGUCUGGGUGGGAACCACAGUGAUGAAAGGUCUCAAUUUGUUGGACUUGCCUCCACCGAAUGUGCAGCUGAAGGUAUAGGCCUCGAUGGAUCGGCAGCACAUCCAGAUUCCAAUAGUGCUGGACCUGCAACAACUAAAGCAACCAGCCUUGAUGAUGUGACUAUGGGAUCAAGCAAAAUAGAAGCAACAUUAGUCCAUUCAGAGGAAAAUGAACUCCACUCUGGCCAUGAUUUAUCACCGGAAGUCAUGCCGGCAACUCCUACAGUACUUGCAGCUGGAGGUAACAUUGGCGACUCUGCUGAGGAAGCCGAAGUUCAUCAAGCAAUAGCAAUGGACAGUGGUGAGCUUGACAGGGAGGAAGAUUCUGGCCAUGAUCUAUCACAUGAAGUGAUGCCAGAAACUCCUACAGUACUUGUGGCUGGACGUGACAUUGCAGAUUCUGCUGUGGAAGCUAAAGUUCAUCAGGCAAUCACAACGGGCAGUGGUGAGCUUGAUGGGGAGAAAGAUUCUGGCCAUGAUCUAUCACACAAAGUCAUACCAGAAACUCCUACAGUACUUGUGGCUGGUGGUAACAUUGCAGGUUCUGCAGUGGAAGCUGAAGUUCAUCAAGCAAUAGCAACGGACAGUGGUGGGUUUGGCAGGGAGGAAGAUUCUGGCCAUGAUCUAUCACAUGAAGUCAUGCCAGAAACUCCUACAGUACCUGCGGCCAGAGGUGACAUUGCAGAUUCUGCCGCUGUGGAAGCUGAAGUUCAUCAAGUAAUCACAAUGGACAGUGGUGGGCUUGAUGGGGAGAAAGAUUUUGGCCAUGAUCUAUCACAUGAAGUCAUACCAGAAACUCCUACAGUACCUGUGGCUGGUGGUAACAUUGUGGAUUCUGCGGUGGUAACUGAAGCUCAUCAAGCAAUAGCAAUGGACAGUAGUGGGCUUGGCAGGGAGGAAGAUUCUGGCCAUGAUCCAUCACAUGAAGUCAUGCUGGAAACUCCUACAGUACCUGCAACUGGAGUUGAUGUUGCAGUUUCUGCUGUGGAAGCUGACGUUCAUCAUGGAAUAGCAACGGAGAGUGGUGGGCUUGACAGGGAGGAAGAUUCUGGCCAUAAUUUAUUGUGUGAAGUCGUGCUAGAAACUCCUGAAGUACCUGCUGCCGGAGGUAACAAUGUGGAUUCUCCUGUGGAAGCUGGCCAUGAUUUAUUGCCUGAAGUCGUGCCAGAAACUCCUACAGUACCUGCUGCUGGAGGUAUCGUUGCAGAUUCUGCUGUGGAAGCUGAAGUUCAUCAAGCAAUAGCAAUGGUCAGUGCUGGGCUUGAUGUGGUUUGCAAAGACACUAGAACUGACCAUACUAACACAGUCGGGGAGUACAGCAAGCAAGGAGCUACAGAUGAAUUAUCUCCGUCUGUCAUAGCAAUCAUUCCCGAAUAUGUGACCGAUGAAUCGAAAGUAAGCUCCCAAUAUCAUGAAGAUCUUGGAACAGAUAAAUUGGAAGGGAAUCUGCAACUUGCUGAAUCCGCUCAUUGGGAUGCAGCUGUGGGUUCGAAAGGAAGAGACAUCGAUAAUGGCCCCUUAGAAAGCAUAUCAGAACCCAAUCGUGCUGAUCAUUCUGAUAUAGAAAUGGAAGCACAAGUGGGGCCCACUGGAACAGACAGUGGGUUCGCUGAGCACCAUCACAAAGAACUGAAGUUGGAUCAGAGCAGUGAGGUUGGAGCAUACCAGCUCGAUGUGCAAAAUCCCGCACCCAAAGAGCUUGUGGCUUUAGCAGUGGGGACAGAAUCUUGUGUUCAGGGUUCAGCCAUUGUCGAGAGCUGCAGUGCUGAGGAUUUUGCAGCAGGAGAUGCUUCCAAUAUUCAUGAUCGUUCUUUACCCGAUGAAGGCGAUGAUACUGUUCUUAAACAAAAUGUGAAUGCUUCGAUAAUGGCCACAGAUGCUUCAGUGAGUUCUUUUAGCCAAGAUGACAGUGUGGAAGGCCACUGGGGCUCCGUUUCAGAUAUGCUGUUGGUUUUCAUCACAGAUAUCCCAACUCCAAAGGAAGCUUCCAAUGCCAGUUUAAAGAAUGCAAGUGCCUCUAAAAACCAUGUCGAUAACACCGAUCUCUUUGAGGCACCCUCUUUCAUGACCCUGGUCGAACCUGGCAAAGGCGACAGAAAGCAACCUGCUUCUUCUGAGAUUCAAUCUGCUCAACGGCCGACGUCCCCUUCUUCUCAACCCGGGUGGUUCCCUUCUCUGACACACGUUGUGAACGAAUCACAGGGAAGAAAGAAGAAUGAAGAGAUCAUUGCAAAGGUAGUGAACUGGAGCUCUGGGAAACCUCACACCCCUCUACGGAGUCUCCUCGUCGAAGCCAACCUCGAAAGCAAGUAUAAGCCCCUGAAAACAGCACAAGACCACCCAUCGCCAACAGCCCAGGAAGAUCAAGCCCUGCAAGAUAAAGCUCCGCCAGUCAAGACGACUAACCCCGAGCUUCCUACAGGGAACGCCGCCAAAGGUGAGGUGGAGAAGGAAUGGAACUCGCCGGCGCGGUUACCCGUGAUUAAGAGAGAGAGGAGGAAGCUGAGAGGGUGGGUCCCAUUCGUAUGCUGCUCGUCGGUCAAUUAAGUUUUGAAUGGUGCAUAGAUGAUGAUAAUAAUAGGUUUAUUUUGUGAAGACGCUCGCUCAUCGGAGGUCAUUCGAUGGAUCAUCACGUGUUAUGUAUGUGAUCAGAGUCUCCACUACAUCUUAGAGAUCUUAGAGAUGAAUUCUAUGUAUUCUUUGCUUUAUUUUCUCUUCCUUUUAAAAAAAAAAAUUUUAAUUAAUUUCAUUUAUUUUAUGGUGUAUGUGGGUGUCUUAUGUUGGUGGUUUUGGCUUGAGGGUCCUAGUUGUAAGAUAGUAAAACUUCCACCAACAAUUCCUUAGAGCAGUUCUACUGAAAAUAUGCAUUCAGUGUU